Molecule: messenger RNA, 549 nt
Organism: Peniophora sp. CBMAI 1063
Lineage: Eukaryota; Fungi; Basidiomycota; Agaricomycetes; Russulales; Peniophoraceae
Source: the annotation of a GenBank genome assembly
AUGACGGUCGAUCACCCUGAGGGCGAGAAGGAGGAGGGCAGUGAGGGAGAGUCCACGGAAGAGGAAGAAGAAUGGGAGCAGGUCAAACGCCCCGACGCGCGCCCUACAACUUCGCCGUCAGAUUCGGCUGAUGCGCUCGAGGACCCACCCGCACAUGCGUCCGACAUUCUUGAUCUCACUACGCCAGAUUGGGACUUCGGCUUCUCAGCCGCUCAGAUCUCAGAUGUCGUACGCGCGCUACUCGAGUCCGACACAAAAGGCGCACGUGCUGCGCAGGACGCUCCAGCUUGGCAAAGCAGCUACAGCGUGCGCCCGUUCGGAACUGCGGUGGCGAAAGGGGAUUACACCGCCGUUGCAGCACUCGCGGUCUUCGGCGCCAAGGUGGGGUCGAGCGAGGAGGAUGUUUCGCGUGCCGCCGAUACGCGAAAGCAGCGCGCUUGGAUCGGCAACGCCAAAAACUGGCGUGAGUGGGCACACCAUCCGCUCGAGGCCGCGCUAGCGCGAGGUGAAGGGAUUGAGAGCAUCAAAAUGCUGCUCUCAUAUUGGUAA